Myodes glareolus (Bank vole) is the source of this 1137-nucleotide messenger RNA. The record is from RefSeq and is a predicted model, not a curated record. NCBI's taxonomy places the organism in Eukaryota, Metazoa, Chordata, Mammalia, Rodentia, Cricetidae.
GAAUGCAAAGCGUCAGGGAGGACUCUGCUGUGUGAACUGCAAAGCAGGAGCAAGCAAGCGGCACAUUUUCUCCUGAGCUCCCAGUUCCCUCCUUCAUAUCCCACUCCCCGCUCUGCUGAUUACCACAUAUUAAAGUUUUAGCCUAAGUUCCUGGGAUUUCAACCUUGUUUCAGGAUUUCUCAAGCUGGUCCAAAGUUUGGCUAUGGCUCUCUGAAUCUGCCUCCAUCAGGCAUGGAUGUGAACUCUCUGAUGACAACCGGUGUAGUCAUCAGUCCUAUCACAGGCGGUGUCCAGUUCAGUUUUUUCUCUUUAUGAAGAUGAAUGAAGUGCCUCUGACCUGUUCUACCCUAAAUGUGAAAUCCCAGCAGAAGUGCAAAGCAAAGAAAAAUGUAAAGAAUACAUUUCAUUCAAAUGAAUCCUCAUUCAUUGAGCAGAGGGAAAAGCACCAAAAACAUAAGAAGCACAAAAACACAGCAGACGACAUCUCUGGUGAAGAGAAUUUCUCACUUUUUCCGUGGAGACUCAUCUCUAGUUUGCUUGGUGCCAUGUGCCUUCUCCUGAUGGCUGCAACUGUAGCAGUGACGGUUUCCACUGCAAACUUAUCUUCUGAAAGAACAAGUCCCGCAACCCAGCAAAACGGACUUCAACAUCCCUGCCCAGAGAACUGGGUCUGGUUCAGAUGCAGUUGUUAUCACUUCUCCAAGGAAGAGCUAAGCUGGAGAGAGAGUCAGCUUGCCUGCUUGUCUCUCAAUUCCAGUCUCAUAAGGAUAAGCAGAGAGGAGAUGGAUUUUUUUCAUUUGGAGUCUUUCUUUUGGGUUGGAGUUUACUAUAAUGGAACUAGCAAACAAUGGCAGUGGGAAAACCAUUCAGUUCUGUCCUCUGGGACGUUUUGUGGUUUUAAAACUUAUAUGCAAGAAGACUCCUGUGCAUCUUAUAAGUCAAAAGAAACUUGUUAUCCUGAAAAUUGUGCAAAUAAACUGAAAUAUAUCUGCAAGAAGUAUCAUAUUUAAUCCUAAGGGCUCACAAAAGAUAUGAAAACGAAGCAUUUCUUCUCAAACAUCUCUUUUGGUUGUUUAUUUUCUGAAGAAAACAUUGCAAAUGUUUACCUCUGCUUAAAUAAAAUUGUAUUCAAAUACA